Molecule: messenger RNA, 1573 nt
Organism: Spinacia oleracea (spinach)
Lineage: Eukaryota; Viridiplantae; Streptophyta; Magnoliopsida; Caryophyllales; Amaranthaceae
Exons: 8
Coding region: 1-1380 (459 amino acids)
Source: RefSeq, a predicted model, not a curated record
AUGCAUGUGAGUGAGAAUGCAUUUCAACCUCUGCGAUCUCCUCCAUCCAAUCAGGUUGAGAGUGAAGUUAUGCCAAACUACAACUGGGACGAAUUUGAAGAAUCGGCUUCUGAGAGUGAAAAUGAAUUUGAUCAAGGAGAAGGAAGUGAUACUGCUGUGAAGAAAGCAACACUUCGACAUCGAAUCAUUAUUCCAAAUUGGCCAGAAUCGAGGGAGUUUGAUGAGAAGUCUGAUUUAGCUCCUGUGACAGAUGCUGAUGGAAUACGACAUCUGGUAAAGGGACCAGUUCUUCCUCGAGACGUUUGGCAUGAUGCAAAGGGGUUCAGAUACAUUGUCAAGCUCAAUGAGUUCAACCAAUCUAUUCGAAAAGGUGGGAAGAUCCUUGUGAGCUUCCUUGGAGAUAUUGCAAAAAAUGAUUCACUUUGUCCAGUGGGAGUCCCAAGUUGGCGUGCUGUGAACAAUCAGUUAAAAACUAAUGUUGUUACAAUGAUUCGGAAACAUUUUGUGUUACCUGAUGGACCUCUAGUUAACAAGGCACUAGUGAUGCGUAUUGACAAACCAUGGAACAAUCAUCGAUACAAAUUGAAGAAGGAUUUUUUCGAUCCAGUGAAUAAAUCUCGAGAAGAGAACUAUGCCAACGUGCCUGAUGGAGUGUCCACUAGGAGUUGGACGGAAUUGGUAGAUUAUUGGCUUUUACCAGAGGCCAUGGAAAAAUCUGAAAUGGGAAAAAAUGCUCAAGCUUUACAAGACAAUAAGCACAACAGUGGUGCUACAAGCUUUGCUAAUCGAAGAGUUGAUAUGAAAGAGAAGAAAGGAGUGUUUAGCGAAUUGGCAUUUUUCAAAUCAGUUUACGCCAAAGAAGAUGGAAGCUUUAAAGAGGGCACACUUCCUCAUCAAUUUGUGGAGGAUGCCAACAAAAAGGUCCAAGAAAAUCUUGCGAGUUCCUCUUCUUCAAAGCCCGUAAUUGAAAUUGAGAAUGCAAUCUUUAAUGAGCUCAUGAAUAAAGGUGAAGUACCUAAACGUCCUCUGAAUUAUGGAUUUGGAGUGAAGCAAAGCGACAUCUUUGGAGUGGAAGGUUUCCUGAGGAAAGAAGGGUCAAGCUAUGUUAACAACAAUGCUAUGGAAGUGGAGAACAUGAAAGGUGAAAUAUCAGUUGUCAAGAAGCAAAAUGAGGACCUUGCGCAACAAAAUCAAGUUCUGAACACCAAGUUUGAAGAAACAACACAAUCAUUUAAAAUGAUUGCUUCUUUUUUGGGACAAGUUUUGAAGGAAGUACGCAAAGGGAAUGUUUCAUCGAACCUUUUAGAUGGUGCGGAAUCAGCAAUAAAUAUGAUUACUGAUGAUUCUGGUGGCAAUGGUGACAACCAGGCCGAGAAAUGAGACUUUGACACUAUUGCCAAAUGCAAGAUUAUUGAUGAUUCAAGUGGUAAUAGUAAAUGUAGAUCAAGAGAUGAACAAGUUAUCUUGAAGCUAAGCUAGCAUAAGGAUAGGUUUACUUGUUCGUAACCUUGUUUUUAUUUAGUUUUGGACUAUCUUGUAGAAAAAAUGAUAAUGCUAGUUAGAAAGUUAUUUU